Molecule: messenger RNA, 1109 nt
Organism: Phialemonium atrogriseum
Lineage: Eukaryota; Fungi; Ascomycota; Sordariomycetes; Cephalothecales; Cephalothecaceae
Exons: 2
Coding region: 238-1020 (260 amino acids)
Source: RefSeq, a predicted model, not a curated record
CUGAUGCCCAGCCAUUGACUGAGCCAUGACCUCCGACCUUGCGUAUUACUGCCUAGACAACCAAAUCAGCACCUUCUUCCGAGCCCACAAUUCCGUAACACGGGAACAAUGCGAUAAAUACGCCGCCUCCAUCGCCGGCGAACCCGUCACGCCCAAGGCACGUGGAGCUACACCGAAACAGCAGGGCCGAAGCGGUCAUCCAUCGUCCAAUUCCGGGUCCCCUCAUCAGCCCUAGACAUGGAUCUCUUGACGCUUGCGCGAGCUACCCAUGGGAUAAUCGUGCCGAACUGCGUCUGCCACGGAACCAUUGGCCAGCCAAUGCCGCUGCCCGUGUACGUCAUGGACAAGCUUCCUGGAGUGCCCUAUAUCCAAGUACAGCCAUCUCCCGUCCCCGGCAGGCCCAUGUCUCCCGCAGCAGCGUCCCGCGUCAUCAACACUGUGACCGACUUUGCAAGAUUCUUCGCUUCCUCAUGGUUGAAUCCGCAGGCAAUGGAAGCAUCUGCCACCAAAGCCCUCCUCACCGAAUACCAACGGAGGAUCACCCUUCUAUCCAAAACCCUACCCUCCCGCUUCGCCAAGAAGCUAAGCUCUGUCAGCGCAGACCUCCCCUUGUUCUUUACAGCACCGUAUCCCCUCGUCGUCAGCCACGCCGACCUCUGCGAGACAAACAUCCUCGCCGAUCCUCUUACCGGCCACAUCACAGGCAUCAUCGACUGGGAGGAUGCCCGCAUCCUCCCCUUCGAAUUUUCGCUCUGGGGAUUCGAGAACGUUCUCGGACACAUGGACUCCGGGGGCUGGCAUUACUACGACAACCGCGAGUCCCUCGUCGGCUUGUUCUGGCAGACCUUCGACCGUGAGAUCGGAUCGGCCUCGGAUAGGCGCGCGGUCAUCGCGGGGGCCAGGACGGCUGGGAUAUUCUGCCGAUACGGUUUCGACUGGGAGAAGGGUCCGUGGGUGCCGGUGGACGAGUCGAGCUAUUCGAUGCGAUAUCUCGAUGCGUUUUUCGACACGUCGCUCUAGGUGAUGCUGCCCAACGUCGUGACAGAAACCCACUGGAUCGACGGUUUGCUGGACAAGUAGAGAAUAAUGUCAUUUACCCGUAAGUGCCG